AUGCCUCACACAAACCGCAGGAAGAAGCACGUAGUGGCCAAGCGCAUCGAGAUUCAAGACGAUGAUGGCUGGAUACGUGUGACAACUACGAACACGAACGGCGCACGACGAAGACCUAGAAUGCUGCAACCCCACACUGACCAUGACAGCAGCCAAAUUUACAAAACAGGACCGGAACCAGGAAGCACAGUAUCUAAAAUACGCGCUCACUAUGAGAAGAUUGAUAGUCUGUGGAAAGCCUCGGAGGCAUACCGAGCGUUGGUUGACACGUUGAAGAGUCAGGUCUUGCAAGCAGAGAUCACGGACGGCAGCAUCGACAAGUGCAUCGUGUUUGGAACAGCGAGUUUCUGCGGUCUACGUGAUGGCUGGAUCAAGAGUGCGGACACGGCACUAUGUCAGCUUGCGGUAUUGAAGACGAUUCAGAGCACGAUAGGAGAAACACUAGGCCAAAUGCCACAAGCGAUGGCGCAAGAACCGGCCUACAACGAUCUUGAUAUCGAAUUCCUCAGGACGUUAGAUGUCGAGGUUGCAGAGACUCCCCAAGGAUUCGAGCAGGUCACGCAGAAGAGCUUGGUAUAUACGCCGUGUUCUGAAGGGCAUGUGUUGCGACAGGUCCUUGAGGGAAAGCCAGCUAUCUUACUGGGAAAGAGUGUGGAUUGGUAUGCUCGAGAGAGUAGGGAUAUGCAGCCUGUACGUGCUGAGAAAGAACCAAUGCAGGCGAACGGGCAAGAUGGGGACAAUCGAAGAGACAAGCACGACCUGCGAGACGGGAAUGACAUAUUCAAAACCUAUAGAAGAGGCAGCAACGCCGUCCGUCUGCCAGAUUUUGCCUAUAGAGAUCGCCAUCCAUUCAGAGAUGAGUAUCUGUACUGGAAACUGCAGUUCGAUAAUGCCUGA
Lithohypha guttulata is the source of this 897-nucleotide messenger RNA. RefSeq lists its product as uncharacterized. The record is from RefSeq and is a predicted model, not a curated record. The transcript is spliced from 2 exons. Lineage: Eukaryota; Fungi; Ascomycota; Eurotiomycetes; Chaetothyriales; Trichomeriaceae. Bases 1 to 897 code for a protein of 298 amino acids.